This is a messenger RNA of Balaenoptera musculus (blue whale), 4581 nucleotides long. RefSeq names its product ATP/GTP binding protein 1 (gene AGTPBP1). NCBI's taxonomy places the organism in Eukaryota, Metazoa, Chordata, Mammalia, Artiodactyla, Balaenopteridae. Gene Ontology annotation, biological process: proteolysis; C-terminal protein deglutamylation; protein side chain deglutamylation. The record is from RefSeq and is a predicted model, not a curated record. Gene Ontology annotation, molecular function: zinc ion binding; metallocarboxypeptidase activity.
GCCGGCAGCCCCUCGGCUGCGGCUAUCCCGCCCGCCCGCCACCCCUCCUAUCUCCUCAGCCGCGGCGUCCUGGGGGCUGGAGGGGCCGGGGAGGAGCGACCCCGGGCCCGCACCGGUCUGCGUCCUGCGAUCCCUCCGCCCCUUACCUGACAGCUUAUCUGCGAUGGUGAAAUGAAGAGUAAUUCAAGAUGAGCAAGUUAAAAGUGAUACCAGAGAAAAGCCUUACAAAUAACUCUCGGAUUGUGGGACUCCUGGCUCAGCUGGAGAAGAUCAAUACUGAAUCUACAGAAUCAGAUACUGCCAGACAUGUUACAUCAAAAAUUCUUCAUCUGGCUCAGAGUCAAGAAAAAACAAGGAGAGAAAUGACAGCCAAAGGUUCUACAGGAAUGGAAGUUCUGCUGUCAACAUUAGAGAACACGAAAGAUCUUCAAACUACUCUUAAUAUCUUAAGCAUUCUUGUUGAGCUGGUGUCAGCUGGUGGAGGUCGAAGAGCGAGUUUCUUAGUCUCCAAAGGCGGUUCACAAAUAUUAUUACAGUUACUUAUGAAUGCCAGCAAAGAAUCUCCCCUGAAUGAGGAGUUAAUGGUGCAGAUUCAUUCCAUUCUUGCAAAAAUUGGACCGAAAGACAAAAAAUUUGGAGUGAAAGCUAGAAUUAAUGGAGCUCUAAAUAUAACCCUGAAUUUGGUCAAACAGAAUUUGCAGAAUCAUCGCUUGGUUUUGCCUUGUGUUCAGCUUUUACGAGUAUAUGCUGCCAACUCUGUGAAUUCUGUAUCCUUAGGGAAAAAUGGAGUUGUGGAACUGAUGUUUAAAAUCAUCGGACCAUUUAGUAAGAAGAAUUCCAGUCUUAUGAAGGUUGCUUUAGACACUCUUGCUGCAUUGCUAAAAUCAAAAACAAAUGCCAGGAGAGCUGUAGACAGAGGAUAUGUCCAAGUCCUUUUAACAAUUUAUGUAGAUUGGCACCGCCAUGAUAAUCGGCAUAGAAACAUGCUCAUUCGAAAAGGAAUUUUACAGAGUUUAAAAAGUGUUACAAGCAUCAAGUUGGGAAGAAAAGCAUUUAUUGAUGCCAAUGGGAUGAAAAUUCUUUAUAACACUUCGCAAGAAUGUUUGGCAGUCAGGACCCUUGAUCCUCUUGUCAACACCUCCAGUCUGAUAAUGAGGAAGUGUUUCCCUAAAAAUCGCCUGCCACUCCCAACGAUUAAAAGUUCUUUCCAUUUCCAGUUACCAGUUAUUCCUGUGACUGGACCUGUGGCCCAGCUCUACAGUUUACCCCCUGAAGUGGAUGACGUAGUAGAUGAAAGUGAUGACAACGAUGAUAUUGAUUUAGAAGCUGAAAAUGAAACCGAAAAUGAAGAUGACCUAGAUAAAAAUUUUAAGAAUGAUGAUAUUGAAACGGAUAUUAACAAACUAAAACCCCAGCAAGAACCAGGACGAACAAUAGAAGAACUUAAAAUGUAUGAACACCUUUUCCCUGAGCUUGUUGAUGAUUUUCAGGACUAUGAUUUAAUCUCCAGAGAACCAAAAGCUUUUGUAUUUGAGGGAAAAGUGCGUGGCCCUAUUGUUGUUCCCACGGCAGGAGAGGAAGCAUCUGGGAAUUCCGGCAAUUUAAGAAAAGGAGUUGUAAUGAAGGUGACUGUGUCUCCUAAAGGAGAUGAAGAUAAUAAGAAACCAGCCUGUGCGGUUCUGGCAAAAGAAGACAUUAAAGAUAAUGACAGAACAUUACAACAGCAGCUAGGUGAUCAGAACAGAACUAUUUCAUCGGGCCAUGGCUUAAACAAUGAUAUUGUGAAGGCCUUGGACCGAAUUACAUUGCAGAAUAUUCCUUCUCAAACAGCCCCGGGUUUUACUGCAGGAACGAAGAAGGACUGCAGUCUCCCUGUCACUGCCCUGACGUGCGCUAACGCAUGUUCACACGUGGCUACUUGUGGGAAUGUUCUGUUUGAGGGAAGAACUGUUCAGCUAGGCAAGCUUUGCUGUACUGGAGUCGAGACUGAGGAUGAUGAAGACACUGAGUCUACUGCAUCAGUGGAACAAGCAUUAGUUGAAGUUCCUGAUGGACCAACACUCCACGACUCAGAUCUUUAUAUUGAGAUUGUGAAAAGUACAAAGUCUGUCCCAGAAUAUUCAGAGGUGGCUUAUCCUGAUUAUUUUGGUCACAUUCCUCCUCCAUUCAAAGAGCCUAUUUUGGAAAGGCCUUACGGUGUACAAAGGACAAAAAUUGCCCAAGAUAUUGAGAGGCUAAUACAUCAGAGUGAUAUAAUAGAUCGAGUGGUAUAUGACUUAGAUAACCCAAAUUACACCACUCCAGAAGAAGGAGAUAUUUUGAAGUUUAACUCCAAAUUUGAAUCUGGGAAUCUGCGCAAAGUAAUUCAAAUUAGAAAAAAUGAAUAUGACCUUAUCCUGAACUCAGAUAUAAAUAGUAAUCAUUAUCAUCAGUGGUUUUACUUUGAAGUCAGUGGAAUGCGACCAAGCAUUGCUUAUAGGUUCAACAUCAUUAACUGUGAAAAGUCCAACAGUCAAUUUAAUUAUGGUAUGCAACCACUCAUGUAUUCGGUUCAGGAAGCGUUAAAUGCUAGACCAUGGUGGAUUCGUGUGGGGACUGACAUUUGUUACUAUAAAAAUCACUUCUCAAGAAGUUCAAUUGCUGCAGGUGGGCAAAAGGGAAAAUCCUACUAUACAAUUACAUUCACUGUCAUUUUUCCACAUAAAGAUGAUGUGUGCUAUUUUGCUUAUCACUAUCCAUAUACGUAUUCAACUUUACAGAUGCAUCUUCAAAAAUUGGAAUCAGCACACAAUCCUCAGCAAAUCUAUUUUCGAAAAGAUGUGUUAUGUGAAACCCUGUCUGGAAACAGCUGUCCCUUGGUGACUAUAACAGCAAUGCCAGAGUCUAAUUAUUAUGAACAUAUCUGUCAAUUCAGAAAUCGCCCUUACGUUUUCUUAUCUGCUCGGGUGCAUCCUGGAGAGACUAAUGCAAGUUGGGUAAUGAAAGGAACAUUGGAGUAUCUCAUGAGUAAUAACCCUACUGCUCAGAGCUUACGAGAAUCCUAUAUUUUUAAAAUUGUCCCUAUGCUAAAUCCAGAUGGUGUCAUCAAUGGAAAUCACCGCUGUUCUUUAAGUGGAGAGGAUUUGAAUAGACAGUGGCAAAGUCCAAAUCCAGAUUUACAUCCUACAAUUUAUCAUGCCAAGGGUCUGCUGCAAUAUCUGGCUGCAGUGAAGCGUUUACCACUGGUUUAUUGUGAUUAUCAUGGCCACUCCCGAAAGAAGAAUGUAUUUAUGUAUGGCUGCAGCAUCAAAGAGACAGUGUGGCACACGAAUGACAAUGCAGCUUCAUGUGAUGUUGUGGAAGAUAUGGGAUACAGGACUUUGCCUAAGAUUCUGAGCCACAUUGCCCCAGCAUUUUGCAUGAGCAGCUGUAGCUUCGUAGUAGAAAAAUCUAAAGAAUCUACAGCACGUGUUGUAGUUUGGAGAGAGAUAGGAGUACAAAGAAGCUAUACCAUGGAGAGUACUUUGUGUGGCUGUGAUCAGGGAAAAUAUAAGGGUUUACAGAUUGGUACUCGAGAAUUGGAAGAGAUGGGAGCAAUUUGUGUUGGUCUAUUGCGUUUGAAAAGACUGACAUCCCCACUGGAAUAUAAUCUGCCUUCUAGCCUGCUUGACUUUGAAAAUGACUUGAUUGAAUCGAGCUGCAAAGUAACUAGCCCCACCACUUAUGUUUUGGAUGAAGAUGAACCUCGAUUCCUUGAAGAAGUUGAUUACAGUGCAGAAAGUAAUGAUGAGUUAGAUAUUGAAUUGGCUGAAAGUGCAGGAGACUAUGAACCUUCUGCACAAGAAGAAGUACUUUCUGACUCUGAAUUAUCAAGAACAUACCUACCUUGAGCCCUUUGCCAUCUCUUGUGAACUGCAAAGAAGAAAUGAAAUAUCUUGGUUUUCAUUACACAGGAAGUUUGAGAGCAAUGAGUGUAUAGAGAGGUGACUCAGAAAGACAGAAAGCAGCUUGGGCCUGUUUGGUUUCAAGACAAUAAAUAUGUUAUUAAUUCAUGAUGAAAUUGGCACUUGUUUUAUUUUAGAUAUUCAAUGCACUUUACAUAGCAUUGAAGUAUCAAAUAUUGGAUUUACUUUUUCAAAACCUGAGUAUCAUUGCAUGAAUUUUUAUCUCCUUAUGGUUAUAUCCUGCAUCAAAUGGAUAACUUUGAAGUGUGUGAGAAUAUGAAAUCUAAAUUCUAGAGUUGUUGAGAAUCCUGGGUUGUUGAAAACUAAUAUGUAUGUACAUGGAUUCCUGUAGAUGUGUCUGUGUAAGGGUGGGUAGAUAUUGAAGAUAAGACUGUUCUUCAAAAUCAUGUUAACUGUUGAGUUGUGACUGAAAUACUCCAGAGUUUUCCUUGAAACCAUUACAUUCUACAUUUACCAAGUUGAACAAAUAAAAGCUCUAUUAAAUGUUGCAUUCAUUUUUUCAUUCUUUUUAACCAGCUCAGAUUAUUUGGUCUAUAGAAUCUUUGGGGGAAUAUUAUGAUAAUCUGACAUCUGAAAACAUUGACAAAAAUUUGUAAAAAAAAAUGCUUAAUUUACUAGUGUUAAGUUUUUUUUGUUU